Messenger RNA from Kalmanozyma brasiliensis GHG001, 1128 nucleotides. Its product is annotated as Oxidoreductase, N-terminal. Gene Ontology annotation, biological process: NADPH regeneration. Gene Ontology annotation, cellular component: cytoplasm. Bases 1 to 1128 code for a protein of 375 amino acids. The record is from RefSeq and is a predicted model, not a curated record. The transcript has a single exon. Lineage: Eukaryota; Fungi; Basidiomycota; Ustilaginomycetes; Ustilaginales. Gene Ontology annotation, molecular function: nucleotide binding; oxidoreductase activity.
AUGUCGGUGCCGCAAAAGCUCAGAGUGGGCGUGGUGGGAGCUGGCGAGGUGACGCAGGUGGUCCACCUCCCAACACUCAAGUUCCUUUCCGAUCAGUACGCAGUUACAGCCAUCUGCGACGUCUCGAAGCAAGCCGCUGACCACGUCGCGGCGAAAUGGAGCAUCCCUCACGUCUACACCUCGAGCGCCGAGAUGGUCCGCCAAGAUGACAUUGAUCUUGUGCUCGUUGCCAACAGCGACGAAUACCAUGCCUCGUGCGCCAUCGAGGCGGCUCAAGCGGGCAAGCACGUCUUCAUCGAGAAGCCCAUGGCUCUCACUCGCACUGAUGCGAAAGCGAUCCAGCAAGCCGCCCAGGAAAAUCAGCGCAAGAUCUAUGUGGGCUACAUGAGACGUUACGCACCUGCCUUCCAGGUCUUCCAGAAGCUGCUGGCCGAGUCUGGACCGAUUCGACAUGCUAUCGUCAAGGACAUCAUCGGACCCAACUCGUUCUUUGUCUCGCAAUCCGGCACCGAUCCUCGCAAGUUUGGCGCCGACAUCGCAGAGGAAGCUGGCAAGGACAAAGCAGCACGAGCAAAAGCGAUCUUGGCAGAGGCGAUAGGCGCAGACAAGGCAGCUGAUCCUCGACUCGGAUUCGUCUACCGUCUACUGGGAUCGCUAGGAAGCCACGACCUGAGCUUCAUGCGCGAAGCUCUCGGAGGCAAGCCAGACAAGUGUGCCUCUGCCUUCGCCAGUCACGAUGGCAUGUUCAUCUCGGCUUCUUUCGAGUACACCAACCGAGGCGCCAACAAGGGUAACGACAAGUACAACGUCCUCUACACCACUGGCAUCCACAAUGUCGGUGUCUUCGAGUCGUUCUUGGAAGUCUGGACGGAUGAUCGGGUUCUUCGGAUCGACAUCGACACGCCGUAUGUCAAAGGAUUGCCGAUCAACGUCACUGUCAAGGAGAACGACGCGAGCGGUCACUACUCGGAACGCAUUAUCCGCCCUACAUACCAGGACGCCUACACAACCGAGUUCCUGGACCUGCAUCAAGCGCUGACUACAGGCAAGGAUCUCAAGACGACCCCCGCGGAUGCGAUGGAAGACCUGGGCAUCUUUGACAUGAUCAUGGCUCACCUGAAAGCAUAG